ACCAUAUCAAUUUGACUAAUUGGCGUCUGUUUUGUCCCAUUGAUUCUCAUGUUUUACUGCUUUAUAAAUUAUAAAGCACUUUCUUUUUAAGUACUUUUUACCUCCAUUACCUCCACCCAUAUAUAAACCCAUUUCCCUAUAUGUCCUCUCUGCACAACACACUUGCAAAAAACAGAAUAAUUUAGGAAAACCCCUGAAUUCUCUGUUUCUCUCUGUUUUUACAUAUGGCUCAGGUUCAUAGUAGCAACAGCGAUGGAAUUAAGCUUUUUGGCACAAUGAUUCAUUUACAGAACAGAAAAAUGAAGGAGGAACCGGAGAAACACGGCGGCGGUGCAGGUGAUGAAACAGAGAUGAAGAGGCCAGAAAAAAUUAUUCCAUGCCCAAGAUGUAAGAGUAUGGACACCAAAUUCUGUUACUUCAACAAUUAUAAUGUUAAUCAGCCUAGACAUUUCUGCAAGGGUUGCCAAAGGUACUGGACGGCCGGUGGGGCGCUCCGGAACGUACCCAUCGGAGCCGGUCGCCGGAGAGCCAAGCCGCCGCCUAAUUGCCGGACCCUUUCCGGCGAGCUGCCAGAGGAUUAUGGGCAGCUUUACGAUGCGGCUUCUGGGAUUAUUCAUCAGCUUGAAUUAGAUACGGUGGAGGGGUGGCAUCUCACGGUGGCGGAACAGGAUUUUACUCAAGUUUUUCCUUUCAAACGGCGGAAGAUUAUCGGUCAACACGGUCAAACGUCUUAACCUUUUUUUUUUUUUUUUAAUUUUCCUUUUUGUGUCGAUGAUUUUAUGUGGAAAUUAUAGAGAGAUGUAGUGUUUUAAUUAAUUACUGAAGAUAUGAUAAUGUAAAUAUUUAUCUGUGUGGUUAAGGCUAAUGAUCCGAUCCGAUGAUUCAUAUUGCUGGAUGGGCGAUGUGGGGGUUGAGAUAAUGAGGAUUAAUUUUCAAAUUUGCAAGGUUUA
This is a messenger RNA of Benincasa hispida (wax gourd), 950 nucleotides long. The record is from RefSeq and is a predicted model, not a curated record. NCBI's taxonomy places the organism in Eukaryota, Viridiplantae, Streptophyta, Magnoliopsida, Cucurbitales, Cucurbitaceae.